This is a messenger RNA of Capronia coronata CBS 617.96, 393 nucleotides long. RefSeq lists its product as uncharacterized. The transcript has a single exon. Lineage: Eukaryota; Fungi; Ascomycota; Eurotiomycetes; Chaetothyriales; Herpotrichiellaceae. The record is from RefSeq and is a predicted model, not a curated record. The annotation marks the transcript as partial.
CCUCCUUUGCUCUCGUUGCCCCCAGAGCUGCAUAGCAUGAUUGCGCAAGAACUGAGAUAUCCAGACCUGCUAUCUCUGAAGCUCUGCCAUCCGUACUUUGGCCUAUUGCUUGAGGACCAACCUACGAUCUGCGACCGAAUACAAUGGCUUAUGAGCCGGGCCAGGGUGGGUCUGCCCGUUCCGCAGAGCACGAAGUUGUCGUUCCUGUCUGAUGUCGCCUUUGUCGCAAAACCCGAAGUCAAGGCUAUCUUGAGGCAAAGAUUGCGACAUCGUGAGUGUAUAGAAUGUGCACAAGCGAGGAACUCUAUAGGGAGGAUGCUGGGGAUGAGGAAGGGGCGGAUGCUCUGCUUCGUUGUGGAAGGCGACUGUUGCCCUCAGGCCCAGAUUCCAGAA